AUGCCAAAGACAACUCAUGGUAUGGCUGCAUAUUAAGGUGAGAUUGCAGCUUUAGUAUCAUCUUUAGCAAUAGCAAUAACUCCUUACUUUUUUAUUCAUGGAUAUUCUUAGAAGUGCUCUCCAUACAUUCUCAACUUCUGGAAGGGACUAAUUUCUAUCUUAUUAUUUAUAGUAUUACUUAUAGCCACGCAAUAGUAGUUGUUUCCUGAAGACUCAUUUCGUACAUAUGCUUUACUUAUAGCUUCAGGUUUUUUUGGUAUUGGUUUAGGAGACACUUUUUAUUUUUAAGCUUUUGAGACAUUAGGCCCUAGGUGGGCUGUUUUACUUGAAACCAUAACUCCUUCAUUUACUGGAAUUAUUUCAUAUAUAUAUUAUAGCACAACAUUGACUGUUUUGUAAUGGAUAGGAAUGAUUAUCACUGGAUUAGGAAUUUAUUUAGUUGCUCAUGUAUCUGAUCAAUAAAAUAUAGAAUAGGAGCAGUUAGAAAUUAAUUAGAAAUAGUAAGACCUACCAAUUUAAUAAAUAAUUCAAAAAGAUCAGCAAGCAGACCUAUAUAAAACAAGAUUAGAUGAAGAUAUGUAAACACAAGAUCAAAUUGUGUUUCAUAAUGAAAAUUCAAGCAAAAUCAAUAUUAUAGCUAAUGAAAUAUUGGUAAAAGAUAAAACUUGUUAGAUUGAAUUAAUCAAUCAAAGAAAUAAAUAUUCAAAAGAAUUCUUAUUAGGAAUCUUGAAAGGCCUUGGGUUCGCUUUUUGCCAAGCAUUCGGAAUGGUUUUUGCCCAUGAUGCAGCUGUUUCUGGAAAAUUUACGCCACUAGAAACUACUUUUUUAAGGGUGUUAACUGGUUAGCUAUACGUCACUCUAAUAAUGGUUUUUACUUGCGAUAGACUCCAUUGGCCUAGUAAGAAUACUGAAGAGUCACUUUAUUAUCUUGCAGGAAUUGCAUCAUGUUCCAUUUUAGGAAUUUGGGCAUAAUAAACAUCUCUCAAAUUUAUCAGACCAGAAGUUGCUCAAACAAUAAUAGCUACGUCUCCUUUAUUUAGCUUGUUUAUUGGAUGCUUGAGGGAAGACAAAAUCCAUAUAAAAGAUAUUUUAGGUUCUUUAAUUUCUAUUAUUGGAGUUUCGAUGGUUAUAUGGCUUUGA
This is a messenger RNA of Tetrahymena thermophila SB210, 1140 nucleotides long. RefSeq names its product integral membrane protein DUF6 containing protein. The transcript has a single exon. Gene Ontology annotation, cellular component: membrane. Lineage: Eukaryota; Ciliophora; Oligohymenophorea; Hymenostomatida; Tetrahymenidae. The record is from RefSeq and is a predicted model, not a curated record.